UCUAUCGUUUGAACUUUGAAAGCAAGAUCCUUUUUUUUUUGGACAAAGAAUGAUCCCCUUAACUUGAAGUUCUACUAUCUAUGUUGUUUCCGUGUGGAAUAUCUAUAUAUACUCUUCCGUUUAUAUGGAAGUAUAUUUUUUAAAGGAAAAAAAAAACAAAUUUAGCUACUCUCUUAGUUGUAUUUAUCAAUAUUUACAUUAUAUUAGUUUCAAAUUGGUAUGUGUAAAUUACAAAACAAACCAAAAUUAUACAUGUCAAGCAUAAAACCAAACACUAUAAAGAAAUUUCUUUGUGAUGAAAAAAUUACAAAAAAACAUAUGACUAGAUCUCCAUAUUACAGUUAUAAUAACACUUUUGUCAAAGUGAAACAGUUAUAAUUAACAAUACCUAUAUCUUUUACUAGAUGAAGUUAUUAUACGAACAUGGGGGAUUCCUAUGUAAGAAUGGAUGAUAUUAAUUAAUAUCUCUAUGCAUUGGAGAUAUUCAGUUUACAUCUCUUUCACGGUAACAAAAUUUCUGCCGCCACCACUAAGAGGGGAGGUGCACUCAAUGCCCUACAAUGUAAGCAAAGGCAAAAUCUAUGGUUUAUUUAAUAACUAUAUAUAAUCUUUUGCUUAGAGCGUCAACGUCCACCAUUCACCCUAAGAAAAGCCUCAAAAUAUUAUAUUCUUUACCCACCCAUUGUGUAACCUUUUUGUUGUCUUUACCUCUCUAUCUUCCUCUUAGUUUCCUACAUUUAUUCUUCGUUACCAAGGAAUAAAAAAAAUUGAAACAUGCUUCAUUGGUGGAACCCAUUUGAACCCACUUAACAUCGAAAGCGCUUCAAGAUUAGUAGAUGAAGUGGACCGGUCCUCUCUAAAUAUCAACUUUGUAUAAGCUUACGUAACCAAACCAUGAUGGAAGAAAGGUUUAUAUGUUCAAAUGUGUAAUCGUGGGAUCGCGAUGGAUAAAGAUAGUUUGGUCAAGCUAUACUAUAUAGCCUACAUUGGGAACGUAGCAUAAUACAAGUCGUAACUAGUGUUCGGUUUUCUUGUUAUAUAGAGUAGGCUAAAUAAAUGAAUCAAUGGUCCAUUUUCUCUUUGCCAAAACAAUAAAUGACGUCGAAUUUAUUUUAGGCAGACCUGGCGUCACACGAAAUCAAGUUUGGUGAAUAACCAAAAUAGUUGAAAGCAAAAUUUAAAUAUAUAAACAAACUCAAGCGUACAAAGGACUAGUUUGUAUUCUGUUUAGUUUUCUUUUUGGAAGUAUGUACGUAAGAGGAUACCACGUUACCAAACUCAAUUCUGGUUGUGUUAAGAAACCAAAACAAUUGAAGACGUACGUAAGCAUGAAUAUAAAGUGGCAUGUUGUUUCUGCUUCAUCAAGUUUAAUCAACAGCUUUGACCAACAAUUCAAAACUAACACAAAUCAGGAAACGGAAGUUAAUGCAAGCAAGUGGAUGUUUAUAAGAUAAUGCGUUACUAGUAACCAAAAAUAAUGAUAACACGGAACGAGUGACAAUAUGUACAGUGAGAGGUGAGGUUUUGUGAUAACAUAAUGAUAGUAACCAAUAUUAAUGAUAACAUGAGUAAGUUGAGAACUUACGGCGCAUGUUAGCAAGUAAGGUAAAUGGGGCUUGUUCAGUGUAAGAAUGAUUAUAGAAAUCAAGUUGUGCUGCACAUUUGGAAGGUGACAUCCACUUAUCAAAAGUCAUUUCGGCUCCUUUUGUGGUGAUGGUUCUAGUGGCUCCACUUCUAGAUAUAGACAAGCCUCCCCUAAAAACCCUUUGUCUUAUUGUAAAUUUCAAACUAUAUUACUUUGUAAAUGGUUUGUAACAGUGGAAACAAGUAUGUUUAAAUGUUUACCAAAGUAUAGAUAUGGUUGGUGUAAUGGACUUGCACACAAAAUGUUUAACAAUAAAACAAAUCAAUUAUGAGAGCACCACCCGGCAUCCGACCACACCCCACCAGAUACUAGUGGCCUACCAAGUUAAUGGCAAUUUUCGUAAAUACAAGGGCAUUUACGUAUCCCUAAACUCUAUAAAUAUACAAAGACAAAUCUCCAAAACUCCACACAAAUCUCCAAAAGCAUUAUUUACACAGAAGAGAUCACAAAGUUAGGGAAAAUAAAUUAUAAAGAUGGGCAAUUGUAUAGUAGUGGAGAAGAAAGUGAUAAAGAUUAUGAAAAAUGACGGAGAAGUAGUUGAAUACAGAGGUCCCAUGCAUGUUGAUGACAUCCUCACCCAAUUCUCUGGUCACUACUCUCUCUUUGAUUCUCUGUCCAACAAUUGUCAUCUUCAUCCACAAGUUAAGCUUCUCUGUGGCCGUCUCUACUAUCUCAUGCCAAAGCAGAAUACCACAGUCAAGCAUAAGAAGACGAAGAAGAAAGUCAGGUUUGCAAAUCCAGAGGUAGAGAAAAAAGGAGAUGGAUUAACAGAUUGUGGUGACAACACCAAGGAGAAGAGUCUUGGUGUUGUGAGAGUGAAGAUGGUUGUGAGUAAGCAAGAGCUCGAGAAGCUGAUUCAAGGAGGUUCAGUUCACGAAAUGGUCUAUAGAAGUCUUGCUAAGCAACAUCUGUGCCAUGAUGAUGAUGCUGCUGAUGAGGGUCUUAGAGGCUGGAGACCUUUGUUAGAUAGUAUUCCUGAAACUCAUUAGCCUAUUACAUGUCCACAUAUAUAUAUGACACAUACAUAGAUAUAUACAUAGAGAUUCCUUGACUGCUGAUGUCCUAACCCUUAUGAUAUUAGAGAUUGAAUCUUCUUAUUUCGGAACGUGAUUAAAUCCAAUCAAAUAGCUUAUAUUAGUAUGAUAUAUUCAGCAUUUCCUUCACAAGGAAUCUGGUAUUGCCUUGAGGGAUCAGGGAUUGCUGGUAAAACUGAUUACAAUUUUAUGCGCAGCUGGUAAAACUGUUGGACAAUAAUAUUAUUGGCUUUGGUAUGCGGAGUCUUAAGUUUGUUAAAAAACAUUUACUAAUGCAUAAUAAUUACCAUUACGAUACUACUAUAAUAAGUGGCUUGUUCAGAGAUCUACAGUCCCUUUUCAAUACUAUUAACUUAAACUAUUUUUCAGUACUAAGAAGUUUAUAUUUACGUUAGGAACCGAACUAAUCAGAAAAUACUGCUUAUUUACCUACUUUUGUCUUGUCCCUCUCACCACCACCACCGUUGCUCUCAUCAAGCCCUGCUCCAGACGCAUUCUUUUUCAGUAAAGUCCAGAAGGAUUCAAUCCAUCUUCUCAAGGGACCAGACUAGGAGUUGCCUUCUUCUGUUGAGAAGAUGUAUUGAAGUAUGACGCUUUUCCGAUCUGCAAAAUAAAUCCUCUACGUGAGCUUCAUUACAAUCAUUUAUGUUAUCUAAAAUGGCAACCAAUCUUAACACCAUUUUUCUCUCCAUUGUUAUGUUUCAUCUUGUUCUGUCUGCUCAAACUCAAAUGCACCCAAUACACCUGGAGUCUCCUGCUCCACAACCACAUCCACCACAGUCCCAACCGCAAACACCGCAUCACAACAGCUCCCAAUACGGUACUACUGAAGGCAGCCUUCAACCCCAAGAGUGUGGGCCACGGUGUGGAGAUAGAUGCUCGAAUACAAAAUACAAGAAGCCAUGUUUGUU
This is a messenger RNA of Brassica rapa (field mustard), 3590 nucleotides long. RefSeq lists its product as uncharacterized. The record is from RefSeq and is a predicted model, not a curated record. NCBI's taxonomy places the organism in Eukaryota, Viridiplantae, Streptophyta, Magnoliopsida, Brassicales, Brassicaceae.